GGAACAACCUCGGUUCUGAUUUACCGCAACACCAAGACCUUUUCCGGUCUCUUUCCACAACACCCACAGUAAGAAAAUGACGAAGGGGACAUCGUCCUUCGGAAAGCGGCGUAACAAGACUCAUUCUCUAUGCCGUCGCUGCGGUUCCAAGGCUUACCAUCUGCAGAAGUCGUCCUGCGGGAAGUGUGGCUACCCCGAGAAGCGCAAGAGAAGUUACAACUGGAGCGCUAAGGCCAAGAGGAGGAACACCACUGGGACCGGCCACCUGAGACAUCUGAGGGUCGUCUACCGCAGAUUCAGGUUAGCACAGUGUAAAGCCAAGGUAUACAGUCCUGCUGAUUUUUGUCCUUGAAAAGCCA
Messenger RNA from Oncorhynchus tshawytscha (Chinook salmon), 359 nucleotides. RefSeq names its product 60S ribosomal protein L37. Gene Ontology annotation, molecular function: RNA binding; structural constituent of ribosome. The transcript has 3 exons. Bases 77 to 352 code for a protein of 91 amino acids. Lineage: Eukaryota; Metazoa; Chordata; Actinopteri; Salmoniformes; Salmonidae. Gene Ontology annotation, biological process: translation. Gene Ontology annotation, cellular component: ribosome; cytosolic large ribosomal subunit. The record is from RefSeq and is a predicted model, not a curated record.